AUGGAGAUGACCAACAGCUCCCUGCAUAACCCAUCCAUCCUGCACGUGGAGUUCAUGCCGCUAAAUGACUACGUUGAGGACAACGAGACGAACUCCACCGCCGGAGAGCGAAACUCGCCGGGCUGCGUGCAGAUCCGCAUCCCUCAGGAGCUUUUCCUGGCGCUGGGGAUCAUCAGCCUGGUGGAGAACAUCCUGGUGGUCCUGGCCAUCUACAAGAACCGCAACUUGCACUCGCCCAUGUACUACUUCAUCUGCUGCCUGGCGGUGUCCGACAUGCUGGUCAGCGUCAGCAACGUGGUGGAGACCAUAUUUAUGCUUCUCAACGACCACGGCCUGAUGGUCGUUCACCCCGGCAUGCUGCGCCACCUGGACAACAUCAUCGAUGUGAUGAUCUGCAGCUCCGUGGUGUCCUCGCUCUCCUUUCUGUGCACCAUCGCCGCGGAUCGCUACAUCACCAUCUUUUACGCGCUGCGUUACCACAGCAUCAUGACCACGCAGCGCGCUAUCAUCAUUAUUGUGGUGGUGUGGCUGGCCAGCAUUACCUCCAGCAUCCUCUUCAUCGUGUACCACACCGACAAUGCCGUCAUUGUAUGCCUCGUGACCUUUUUCUGCACCACCCUGGUGUUUAACGCCGUGCUGUACCUACACAUGUUCCUCCUGGCGCACGUACACUCCCGGCGCAUCGUGGCUUUUAACAAAAACAGGCGCCAAUCCACGAGCAUGAAGGGAGCAAUGACCCUUACCAUCCUGCUCGGGGUCUUCAUUAUAUGCUGGGGCCCCUUCUUCCUCCACCUCAUCCUCAUCCUGACCUGCCCCACCAGUCCGUUCUGCAACUGUUUCUUUCGAAACUUUAACCUUUUCCUCAUCCUCAUCAUCUGCAACUCGCUCAUCGACCCGCUAAUUUACGCCUACCGGAGCCAGGAGCUGCGUAAAACCCUGCAGGAGCUGGUGCUGUGCUCCUGGUGCUUCGGUGUGUGAGCGACACAUUUAGGUGGAGAACGAGAGCAUCAGGGUAUCGCAAAUGUCUGCUUCGUCUUUAUCCUGAAUGUACGUUGUGCACAGAAGCUGAGGUGCAGUGACUGAGGCAUGCAGGUGAUGCCCAUGCGCAACUGUAUCUCUGAUAAACACUUAUGUGCAACGCAUCAUGGAUUUUCGGAUGGCCUGUAGUCCGAUGUGCGGGUUUAUUCACUGUAGUGUUGAGUACAGAGGUCCCUGCAUUGUGAAACACUGGACACUUCAUCCAAUAGUGACUCUUUCACUACGAAAGAUCCUCAGAUUGGAUACUCUUAUUUAUGGCACUCAUUAGGUUACUGGACUGAAUUAUAAUAACUGGCAAUCAUUUUUAUUUUUGUUAAAACAAAAGUAUUUCACUUUCUAAAUCAGCUUGGGUUUUCUAGUAUAUAAAGGGCCUCUUAAGCAGUGCAAAUCACUCUCAACUCCUUCUAAAGGCUAUUCACACUACAGGAAAAUAAACUGGAAAAAUGCGUUGGAAAUAGUCAAAUCAAUUAUAGGCCAUCUCUGAAGUGAAUUUCUUCCUUCAUUGAAUUAAAAGUGGAUGUUAGUAAAGUGUACCUGCAUUUCUAUACAGCCAAUGGGGUACACAGUCAGUGGGUAGACUAUCAUUAGACCUCAGCCUGCUCAGUAAUGUGUUAUUGGCCCUUGAAAUAUGAACAAAUGAGCCCGCAUUGCGCAAGGAGUUGGAUCUAUAUCUUAGCUUUUUAAAGUCAACUAUACUCAACGAUUGACAAAACAAGCGUUGACAUGCAAUGCUAAAAAGACAUUGUGACGGGUAAUAGAGAAUUCCCACGUGAGCACAGAUGUUUAAUUUCCAUAUCCGGGCCUUGGGACCUUGAGUCAUUUAAACGCUGUUAUAUAGAAAUAAUUCACAGCUUUGCGCAUCGCAUAAUGCGAAAAACUGAAACAUUAUUUUCUAACGAGAAUAAUAUUUACUGCUGUUAAAACAGAUACAAAAAUAUUUUUUAUUUCGCAAUGAAUUAUCCAGGGUUAUUAGUUCAAGCUGGGUGCUUGAAAUAGACCCGAUGACAGACGAGACAAAAGCAUUGAAGUCAACCUUUUGUCUUAAUGACAUGAAGCGUAUUAAAGAGGCUCGUUGCAGUCUAAUUAUUGGCGUUGUACUGUAUGUGAAUUAUUUCUCCAGAAAUAAAUGUUCGGAUGACUGAGGAAAAAAACAAAAGAGAUGGGCAAAAUCACAUGAACGGCCUCGUUUAGUGGGCCAGAGGCCCGGGGCAUCAGCGGAUUUAUGAAAGAAGGCAUAUCAAAGUUAGUGUGUGGUCCUGGAAAUGUGCAAAUGGACAGCUUCUAAAAGAUUUGGGGCCUCAUGUCAGUCAUGGGGUCAAAAAGGGGCUCUGGGCCAGGGGGGCUGUCGAUGUUUUUGUAAAAUAGAUUUUUCUUUUAAACUGCUAUUAGACCAAAGGUACGAAAGUCCAGGCAAACAGUCCAAAGACAACGCAGACUUUAUUAAUGGUGUCAGUAGGCUAAUAUGUCCCUAAAUGUAUUAUGAAACUUACUGCUCUGGAAAUAUAAAGUGAUAUCCCAUGAUAUCCUAUUCUUUAUUGAUCCUAAGGAUUUAUUGUAAAUAUGACCAACAUUUCAGACUCUACCUGACCUUUAGAAACACUAAAAUACAGUCAUAUGUCUGUAUAUGAGCCAUGAAUCUUCUCACACACACUGCUGAGUUAGCUAAUAUAUUAUGGAGGCUGUCUGACAAGACAAAAAUAUUUCAACUUAACGAUGAUGGCUACCAUGUAGUGUGACAAUGUAUUAUCCAGUAUUGUCAAUUAUAUAGACUGUUGUACACUGUUGUACUUGAAUAAUGCUUGCCAGAGUAUUUGUUGCUGAGUAAUAUAUCAUUUACAUGCCCCACACUGUUCUCACUUAGUUCAAUGUCAUUGUUUUAUUGAUUUUUAAAUUAUAACUCAGUUUAUGUUUAUUUUAUUUUAUUUUGUAGUGCAGUACAUGGUAUUCUUGUAUUCAUACCAUAACUUCAUUGUAUUUUUUUCUCUUCUUGGUGUGGGAGGAUUGUGAGUAAACUAGUCUGGUAUCUGCUAUAAAUCUUAAAAGACGAUUUUAAAGGUAAUGAGACUGUGGUGUGCUUCAGUAUAUGCUCUGAAGUACACCGGGUUGUAAAUUCUGCAUGUUUAACUUAAAGUUACGUCAAAAUGCAUCCCAUGUUAACUUGAAACUAAAACAGGACUAUGUUGUACAGUUAUAUGUUAUAUGUAAUCUGUCAAAUUGUUUACAUUAUAUCUAUGUGUCUCAAAUAAAGAGGCCAAAACAGCAA
Centropristis striata (black sea bass) is the source of this 3301-nucleotide messenger RNA. RefSeq names its product melanocortin 1 receptor (gene mc1r). NCBI's taxonomy places the organism in Eukaryota, Metazoa, Chordata, Actinopteri, Perciformes, Serranidae. The coding region runs from base 1 to 978 and encodes 325 amino acids. Gene Ontology annotation, biological process: G protein-coupled receptor signaling pathway. The record is from RefSeq and is a predicted model, not a curated record. Gene Ontology annotation, molecular function: melanocyte-stimulating hormone receptor activity. The transcript has a single exon. Gene Ontology annotation, cellular component: membrane.